Messenger RNA from Rhopilema esculentum, 5769 nucleotides. RefSeq lists its product as uncharacterized. The record is from RefSeq and is a predicted model, not a curated record. Lineage: Eukaryota; Metazoa; Cnidaria; Scyphozoa; Rhizostomeae; Rhizostomatidae. Gene Ontology annotation, molecular function: protein binding.
CUGCGGUUUCUGGUCUUCCAAAUGUUGAAUCUUUUGUUUUGUUUGUCCUCGAAACGCAAAUGUUGUGACUGAAAAUUUACGAAACUUCCUGAUAGCCACACCACCCCCUUUCUUUGUAGCUGCACAGGAGUGUAGGAUCAGACUUGCUCUAGAUCCGUAAAUCAUUCUGGAGAAAACAGAGGACCCCGCAAAUUGUUUGCCAUUUUAUGCCGUAUACUGAGGAGAAAUUUUACUUGAAACAAUUUAAUAAAUCGAUCUGGAUGCUGGUACAGGAAAAUUUGCAAUUUUCAAUCGCUGUGUAAGUUUUUUGCACUUUGAAUUUGGCGAGUGGGUGGAGGAAGCGAUUAAUCAAUAUUGAAUUGUAAAAUUUUGCCUGCAAGCUACAAGGGUUUACUGCGUUCGCCAACAGUUACAGUUCAAGUUGCAGCAGAGCGAUGGUAUACAGAUCUCAGUGGAUGUGUUUAUGAAGCAAGCAUGUACUGGAAGGUCACAUGAAGCUUGAGAAUAGCUCUACAUUUGGCAUGAAUAAGUAUCAAACGCUCUUCGCAACAAAUUAUCCUUUGAAAUAGAAUUAUCGGCAAUGGGAAAAGACACGGAAUUGCUGAAUGCUGUUAAGAAUGGAGAUGUUUCAAUAGUUAGGAAAUUUCUACUUAAAUUCAAAUCAAACCCUAAAGGAAAAAAAUCAGUGAGCAAAAAAUUGCAUAUCAAUGUGCCAGAUGAUGAUGGGUUCACAAUACUACAUCAUGCAUCUCUUGGCAAUAAUGUUGAAAUUGUCCUUGCAAUUUUGGAAUUGGAAGGGGACCCAAAUUCAAGGGACAAAAAAGGAAUGUGUCCGCUACACAUGGCUGCAUGGUCAGGGAAGGAUAAGAUAGUGAAAACCCUUUUGGAAAACAGGGCGCUAGUGAACCUGCCUUCAUUUGGUGGAGAGACCCCCCUUCUUCUAGCGUCUCAACAUGGUCAUGGCGGUGUCGUUGAAGUUUUGAUGAAACACAAUGCAGAUCCUUCUAUAAGAAACAAUAAUUUAGAAUCGCCGCUGGAUUUGGCUUGUCAGUUUGGUCAUACAGCAGUUGUUCGAUGUUUACUGAUGCGAGGGGAAAUGGUGCAAAUGCUACGAGAAAGACAAACUGAUCCAAGAUAUAAACAGCCCCUGCAUCUGGCUGGGAAGGGUGGACAUGCUGAUGUUGUUAGAUUGCUGAUCGAAAACGGAAGUGACGUCAACGAGCAAAGCCCCCAAGGAACCUGCUUGCAUUUAGCGGCUUUGUACGGAAAGGUUGAAGUUGUGAAACUGUUGUUGGAGGUUGGUGCCGAUGUUCGCGCUAUAAACAAUAAAAAUAUGACGCCGUUAGAUAUGGUCAACCAGUAUACGAAAUCGAAUGCUAGCAUUGAGAUCAAACAGUUAUUACGAGAGGCUGCCGGAGAGCACGUUGUUUUUGCCACAGCUGUAUCCAACCACAUCAAUGUUUAUGAUGAAACAUCCUUAUCGUUCAAGGCUGGAGACACAGUUAUGGUUUUGGAACAAAAUGAGGAUGGAAGAUGGAAAGGCAGUGUUAACGAUGGAAAGGCUGAAAGAACUGGCUAUUUUCCUUCGAAGUCGGUGUCAAUAAUAUCGAAAAAACGCGAAACCCAGUCUCUUGGAUCCCUGUCGUCAUCUUCUGAUUCGUCAGUAAACAGCGCGCUGUCAGGAAAAGAUGGCAAUCAACCAAUAAAAAGUCCUUCAAGAAGGAUGACAGAAUCUAAUAAACCCGUAGGCGUUGUUCCAGUUGGAACAUAUGAGGUUCUCACCCUAGCACCAACCUUAAGCCCGGACAGUAAGAAACCGCCAAACAUUCCGCGCCUUAAUAGUUUCAAAAAAGACUCUAAAACAGCAUCAGCGCAGAGACAGAAGAUUCAGGCUCGUGAGGAAUUUUCCGCGUCCGGUUCGUUAUCAAAUCGAUCCAGCUCUGCUGAUACUUCAAAUGAUUCUGGGAUUCACAGCCGUUUGUCUGGUACGAUAGUGGAAGCAACAUAUGAUGCAGUUCCAGGUCAUCCAAGACUUUCCAUGGAGGCAAAUGUUUAUGACGCUGUUCCGCAACCAGCUCUCAAGUCACCAAGGAUAUUCCCUACUCAGUCACCUUUUGAGCAGCAACACGAGCCGACAGAUCAAGAUAAACAGCGGACGACGAACUACCCUGGAACUAAUUACGCUGAGAUAGCGUUCAAAAACGGGGGCAGCCCAGGUCCCGAUAGCAUGGCUCAAAAGACCAAGCCAAAUUAUGCAGAUGUUUAUAUAGCUGAUCAGCGUUCAAAUGAGUUUGGACAAAAUGGGCCCCGUAUUCAUUCGGAGGCCAGGACCAUACCGGGAACAAGUACGGGCAAUAGGCAUCUGGAGUGUGCGGGAGAAAAGGAGAAGAUGGAUUUGAAUGAAGAACUUCUAUCUAGGAUGGGUAGAACUCCGGAGGAGAAAGCCUCUCUCCGAUCGACAAGCAUGGCAUUUGGGUAUGAAGAUAUGCAAGGGCAUUCAAUGGAGGAACCAUUCCCUUCGCCACCGCCGCCCUUGCCACUUAAGAAUCAGGCAUCAGCAGAAAUUCCGCCGUCGCCGCCGAAGAAGAUUGAAAGUCGCAUUAUUCAUCACCGCCAGGAUAAUUACGAGAACGUGCAACCAAGGCAGUUUGUGCCUGUUCAUGUACAAAAUCCAUUUGAUUUUGCAACGAAAGACCAGUUGCAAGAAAUGCCAAAUCUGCAAUCGGAACCUUAUGUUGAUUAUGAAAAUUACAUGCCGCCGACAGCGACCAUGCCCGCCAACUCUCCUAGCAAUUAUGAAAAUUUCUUCCCUUCAAGCCAAGAAGCGCAGAAGCCCAGAUCCGCGACUGUUGCUGCAAAGUCAGAUUGGUCAACGACAAGACCAGUGCCAUUGCCACCCAAAAUGAAUCGAAAGAGCUGUCAGGAACCCUUCAGUCCAAUCGCACCAACUGAUUCCGUGAAAACUCCGUUCCUAUGCCAGCUGAAUAUGGACGAAAAGACACAGGACGAGAAGGAGUUAUUGUCGUGGCUUAUUGAUCUAAAAUUGCCCCAGUAUUUUCAGAAUUUUCACUCAGAGGGGUAUGACAUGAUCAGCGUACGGGGGGUCACGCCAGAGGAUUUAACAACGAUUGGCAUUACAAAAGCUGGUCAUCGGAAGAAACUGCUUUCGGAGAUCACAAAGCUCGGGCCUUCUCCAAGAUUACCAACUCAUAAACCGGCUGAGGUAGGACAGUGGCUCACACUUCUAGACUUGGCUGCCUACGAGAGCAAUUUCAUUGAGGGCGGUUUUGACGAAAUGGAUUUCAUAAAAGAUUUGGAUUUAUCCGAUUUGGAAAUGAUAGAAAUUAAGAAAAAAGGUCAUCAAAAGAAGCUCUUGCUCGCUGUUCAAAAGUUAUCGGAUGUUGAGCUGACAGCUGAACUUGAUGCCGUCGUUGCAGUUUCAAAGAGUGACUCGCCAGUUUCGAAAACUCAAGCUCCGAGAAAACCUGCCAAACGUCUGGAUGAAAGAGCAGAACCUUCUUCUCUGCAAGGCAUCACCCCGCCUAGCCUGAAGCCUUUGAAGCCCAUAGCAACGGCGAAUCAUACAUUAACCCCACCAGCUGAGGAAAUCGAGGAGUCUACUAGAGAAUUUAGUUUCCCGGCUCCACCCCCAGCCAAUGAAUUAGAAAGUGCCUUCUUACUAAAUCGAGAUAAUUUACCGCCUCCCUCGGGGAAAGAGUCCUCGAAUCCCGCUGGAGAGCCAAAUGUCCCCACUCCCCCAAAAGCCCCAGUAAGAGCCCAGACGCAGAAAGUAAACCAGAGUGUAAACCAAGAAGCACCGCGGCCCCGGUUACGAACUUCGUCACAACCAGUUGCUCCAAAGCCGAAACCGAAACCGAGGCCAGCGCAAAAUGUCGGUCAGGUUCGAACUGCUUCCGAAUAUCAUGCCAACGAGGCACCAGCUGUCAUUAAGCCAACGACGCCACAAAAGCCAAAUCUAAAAGCAGCAAGUGAAGAUUCUGAAUCGGCGGUGACUGCCUCGCGCUCUAGAGAUUUCUGGCUACAGAAUCAACAGCAACCACAGCCACCUUCACAAGCCGCUGUUACUCCAACUCGAACAAAGUCAAUAUCUGGGAUAAAGCCAUUGCCAGCACAGCGGCCUAAUACAAUGCCGGACGCAGAGUCUCCAGCUAAAACACCGCCCGAACCCCUUACUCGCAAACCAUCCCUUAAAAAGGUCCCACCGCCGACACCUCCUAGAAGAGACAGCAUGUCUAGUAAGAAACCCGAGGCAGCGCACGACUCUUCACAGAAUGGCAAUGAAAGCACAUUGGCCGAAAGGUCGAGAACUUUUUCAGGCCCCCUAGAUGAGAAAAUCCGCGAAACCUUCAGAGGAAAGGCGACAAAGCACACCCCGGUCAAUGUUGCUAUCCCAGAACAAGCUCCAGAAGAAAAGCCUGAUUCAUCGAAAUCAAAAAUCGACGAGGAAUUGGCAGCAACGGAUUCAAUCAUGGCAGACAUUGACGAUAUGAUAGCAGAUUUCACAAACCAAUUAGAUUCAAUGUUUUAAUUUAUUAAUUUCUUUCCCAAAUAUUUCACUCAUUGAUAUUUAAUUAUCAAGGGACGUAACGAUGCUCCUUUUCUACUCACCAGAGGGAUUUAAUGUUUUUGUAAGGAAGGCUGGUUAUUGAUAUUCCUCGUGGAAAUCAGGCAAAUUCCCUGAAGAAUAUAAAUGCACGUGCCAUGACGCAGUGCGUUUCAGUUAGGCCUGCUGUUUGUUAGGCUAAUUUUUAUAGCAGUUUGAGGUAAGGGUAACGAUAUAGGAAGCAUCUUGUGCGAAAGCAUGCAAAAUAGAUUUCAAAGAUGUAAUGAGGUAUGUAAUUGAAUUAAUUCUCACGUUUGUACUUAUCCUAAUUUCCACCCUAAGGUUGGAAAAAUUCCUUUUUAUAGAACUUGUGAAGGCGCGUUGAAUUUGAUUAGCUUCAAAACGUUCGUAAUUCAGUGUUUAGUUAUGUUCGCAGUUCAAAUUACCUGGGUAUUUCAGUAUUAGUAAAUGUCUUUUAUUUGCUAAAGCUUGGCCCGUUUAAUGUAUCUAUGUAUUGAAGUUAAAGGGACAGCGGAUAAAGUGAGUUAUGGUCUAUCAAUUCAUGUGUUGAUGUGCCAGUGUCGCUUUUGCCUAGAGCCCUGAGAACAACAACAACAAGACCAGAUAUAGAGCAGCUCAGAUCUGCAGCCAUAUGAUUGUGAAAAUAUAUUUUCAAAGUUUUGAAUCGGGACCACAACUAAAAAAGCCGUAAACUUUAUAUUACACCAGGAAAAGGACAAAUCUUUCAAAUAUUAGCUGGGGCAUAAUGGCAGGCUUUUCCUGAUCGAAAUAUUGUAGAUACUAUGGUUCGUAGAUUCUUGAACGAAGCAAAAUCGGUCAUCAGCCCUUAAUAACACAAAAAGUUGUGACGUAUACAAAAUAGUCUGGCACUCAGCAUAAAAACAUCAGAUCGUUUCUGAGCCUUGUUUAGAAUUUCUGAAAUAAAUCCCUGGCUUUUCACUGAUCGUACCUCAGCCAACAUGUGAUAGGUUUUACUGAUCUCCCACAUUUGGAUUGUUGCUUGUUCUUUUGAAUUAUAUUGCUCCAAUACUAAAAUUCAAUUAAUAGAUGCAUGACGUCAUCAUCUUCCCAUUCGAUUGGUUGCCAUGUUAGGCCAGAUAAUUCCUUGCAUCGUUUAAGAUUUCAACCGAAAUCUCGCUUUAGUGAAUUGUAAAUUUUAUAUUGAAUGAAAAUCUUUUGAUUUA